GGGUAGCUCAGUUCAUCCUCACAGCAGCUCUAUGCGGAGGGUGCUCCUUGCCCCCAGUUUACAGGGCUCUGUGCAUGGAACUGCAUGAUCACACGGACAACAUUUCUCUUUGGAAGCUGCCUUCUGUCUGAUGGUUAUACUAACCAGAAAAAGUAAAUGAAGAGGCAGAACUUGAAGUUCCUCUCAUUUGGCUGUUGGAUAAGAGUCUAGAAGAUGCUGCUUCCUAGUAAUCUCGGCAGCUGCUUCCCCUGCCUGAACACCUCCUUCAUGACAUGCAGAUUGUUUCGUGGAAUCUCUCCAGUCUCAUAGAAGGACAGCCACUCCUCAACUUGUUCUCGAAGCUUCUCCCCAAAUACACUGCUCUGUGGCCAUCACCAUGUUCUGGAAGUUUGACUUGAACACCACAUCCCACGUCGACAAGCUGCUGGAUAAGGAGGACGUGACGCUGCGAGAGUUAAUGGACGAAGAUGACAUCUCGUAGGAGUGCAAGGCCCAGAACCGGAAGCUGCUGGACUUGUGCAGGCAGCGGAGCAUGGAGGAGCUGGUGAGCCUCGUCACACAGGACCGCCUGGACAUGGAAGAGAAGGUCCACUUCAAGUACCCAAAUACAGCCUGUGAGCUGCUGCCGUGUGACGUGCCGCAGAUCAACGACCGGCUGGGAGGGGACGAGACUUUGCUCAACCUUCUUUACGACUUCUUGAAUGGUGAGCCGCCCCUCAAUCCUCUCCUCGCCAGUUUUUUCAGCAAGACCAUUGGCAGUCUCAUUGCAAGAAGAACUGAACAGGUGAUUAUGUUCUUGAGGAAGAAGGACAAGUUCCUCAGCCUGGUAUUGAAGCACAUUGGCACCUCGGCCCUCAUGGACCUGCUGCUGCACCUGGUCAGCUGCGUAGAGCCCGCCGGGCUCCGGCAGGAGGUCCUGCACUGGCUUAAUGAAGAGAUGAUCAUCCAGAGACUCGAGGAAUUGAUCCAUGCGAGUCAGGAUGAAGAGAGGCAGUCCGAUGCUUCUCAGGCGCUCUGCGACAUCAUCAGGCUGGGCAGGGAGCAGGGCAGCCAGCUGCGGGAGGCUCCGGAGCUAGACCCCCUCCUCACGGUGCUGGAGUCGCAGGACUGCAUGCAGCAGCUGCUGAAGAACAUGUCUGACGGAGCCCAGACUGAGCUCUGCCUCGUCAGUGGGACCCAGGUGUUACUGACCUUGCUUGAGCCCAGGAGGGCGGGGAUGGAGGGCUUGCUGGACUCCUGAUCCCCGGGACUGGACAGGCUGUGUGCCAUCGGCUCCAGCGUCCUGCGUGGCAUCGAGCCGUGGCUGAAGGACUUCCACCAGCUUCUGCUCAGCCCGCCAAAGAAAACAGCGAUCCUGACCACCAUCGGCGUGCUGGAGGAGCCCCCGGGUAAAGCCCGCCUGCACGGAGCCCGCCUCGUGGCCGCUCUGCUGCACACCGACAUGCCCAGCAUCAACCAGGAGCUCUGCCGGCUCAACACCAUGGGCUUGCUGCUGGACCUGUUUGUUAAGUGCUCCUGGAAUAACUUCCUGCACUUCCAAGUGGAGCUGUGCCUGGCCGCCAUCCUGUCCCACGCUGCCCGGGAGGACAGGGCCGUGGCCAGUGGACCUGAGGACGGGGUGGAGCCUCCACCCUCCAUCGGGGACUCAGAGACCCCCCAGCCUGCCGCCAGCCGCCCCGAGAGCACGAUGGUGACCCACCUGUUCCAGAAGUGUUGCCUGGUCCAGAGGAUCCUGGAGGCCUGGGAAGCCAAUGACCACACACAGACAGCGGGUGGCAUGAGGCACGGGAACAUGGGCCACCUCACCCGGAUCGCCAACACGGUGGUGCAGAACCUGGAGGGGGGCCCCAUGCAGACCCAGGUCAGCGAGGUCAUCCGAGGGCUCCCCUGGGACUGCCGCAGGCGCUGGGAGAGCUUUGUGGAGGAGACACUGACGGAGGCCAACCGCAGGAACGCGGUGGACCUGGUUAGCACCCACCAUCGUCACCCCUCAAGUGAGGAAGAGGACAUGGAGGGCGUUUUCCCUAGUGAGCUGUCCCUUCAGCAGGCUUUCUCCGAGUACCAGGUCCAGCAGAUGACGGCCGCCUUCGUGGACCCGUUUGGCUUCAGCAACGAGGAGUUUGCCGAGCAGGACAACAGCGUCAACGCCCCAUUUGACAGGAUCGUGGAGAUCAACUUCAGCGUCGACAGCCCCGGUGCCACUCUGUUUGAGGCCUGCUGCAGUGACCACAUCCAGCCCUUCGACAAGGACGACGACCUCUGGGAGGACGAGAAGGCACACCGUGUGGCCCAAGUGACCAGAGCCAGGUUCAGGGGCCCUCAUGCUUCAGAGAGCUGCCGGAAGGACGGCCCGGAGCGCCGAGGCCAGGGCGGGAAGAGCUCGGGAGCAGACGGGGACACGGCUCGGGCGGGCGCCCCUCGGGCUGCCACCCAGAAGGAAGGUCCUCGUGUUGAUGGUGGCUCUGAAGCAGGUGCCCCGUGGACGGUGUUUGAUGAGCCGGAGAGUUCCAUGGCCUCGGGCCCGGCCCCGGCAGUGGCGAUGGGCGUGGGUUCCAGUGUGUGGGCGGCCAGCUCCCCCAGUGCCUUGGCUCCAGAGGAGAAAGGCUGGGCCGAGUUCGCUGACUUCCAGCCUUUCUGCUGCCCUGAGUCGGGGCCCAGGUGCAGCUCCUCGGUGGACAGAGGUCAUGGCGAUGCCCAGGGUGGCCUGAACCAGGGCCCAGAGAGAACCCUUGGCCCGGCCACUCCGGGUGCCUGGAAUGCAUGUGUUACCAGGAAGGCGCCCCUGGUGCCCUGCAAGAGCCGUGAGGACAAGCAGAUGGUGGCUGUUGCCUCGGAGGCCGUUAGUGUGGGUCCCGGUCGGGAGGCCGCGCCCCGCCGCCCAUGUCAGUCCCCAGAGUGGGCUGAGUGCGCCACCAGCACGCCUCCAGACCUGGCCUCCCUUGCGCCUGUGGAAGUGACCUCUGCCCCGGUCGUGGCCGUCCUUCCCGAGGCUGCCAUGGCGGCCACCACGGUACCGAGCAACGCCGGCCCCUCCCUGGCCACCCUGGCAGUCUCUCCUGUGCUGGCCGUGGCCGUCACCGCUGCAGCCCCAGCUGGCCCAGCUGUCUCCACGGCGGCCGCCCUAGGGACGGUGACAGAGGACAGGCAGACUGACGGGCCGCCGCCUGCAGGAGCCGCCUUAAAUAGCCUCGUGUGAUGCUGCUGCCGCCACCCAGCUUUGGCGCCCCAG
This is a messenger RNA of Balaenoptera ricei (Rice's whale), 3229 nucleotides long. RefSeq names its product serine/threonine-protein phosphatase 6 regulatory subunit 2-like. Lineage: Eukaryota; Metazoa; Chordata; Mammalia; Artiodactyla; Balaenopteridae. The record is from RefSeq and is a predicted model, not a curated record. Gene Ontology annotation, cellular component: nucleus; cytosol. Gene Ontology annotation, molecular function: protein phosphatase binding; protein phosphatase regulator activity.